AUGUCAAACAAAUAUUCAAGAACAUCAAAACAACAUACAAAAGACUCUAAAAAUUUAUACUUGCGUCCUGAUAGAGAUCAAGAACACCAAAACAAUGCACCAAAGAUGCUAAAGAUUCAUGCCAAGAUACCAAGCAAAUCAAGAACACCAAAUCAAGAACGCCAAAACAACAACAUACCAGAGACUCCAAAGAUUUAUACUUGCAUCCUGAUAGAGCCCCAACCUUGUCUAUCACAUCCCAACUGGCUAUUAUUUUGUUAG
Molecule: messenger RNA, 261 nt
Organism: Dentiscutata erythropus
Lineage: Eukaryota; Fungi; Glomeromycota; Glomeromycetes; Diversisporales; Gigasporaceae
Source: the annotation of a GenBank genome assembly